AUGGAAUUUGGUGGAUUUCUGGAAAAGUGGCGCGAGUACCUGAACGGAGAUGCACCUCGAACAGACUCACACCUGAACCAGGCCAACAAUGAGUACAGCGAGGAGGACCUUCGAUGCGCAACGCAAGGCUUCGACAAAUCCUGCUUACUGGGCUCUGGGUCUUUCGGCCAGGUGUAUAAGGGGACUAUGAAUGAUGGAACCGAGGUGGCGAUCAAGGUCCUGCAGGUGCCAGAAGAAGGUGGCUUUGAAGACGAGGUUCGCGUCCUGUCACGUUUCCGACAUCCGAACCUCGUAAUCCUGAUGGGCUUUGCCAGGCACGCCGCCACUGGAUGGCGCAGCCUCAUCUACGAGUUCUGUGCUGGUGGUGAUGUGGCACAAAGACUAUCACGGAGUCGGCAUCGCAAGGAGCUUUUCGGUGGCCGAGAACGCCUCAGCGCUGCGCUCGACGCGGCUUGCGGGCUCUCACACCUGCACAAUAUGACCCCAAGGGCCUUUCAUCGCGACAUCAAGUCGCAGAACAUUUUGCUGGAUAAAAAUGGCACGGCCAAAAUGGCGGAUUUUGGUCUUGCAUGCUUGUCCAGUGCUUCGCAGCACAAGGUGCACCGAGUUGGUGGAACUGUGGGCUACGCUUGCCCAGAGUACCUCCGUACGGGCCUCAUCACCGAAGGUGCCGAGGUCUACAGCUUUGGCAUGGUGCUUCUUGAGCUGCUCACUGGUGUGCCGCCUGCUAUCUGCCGGCCGGGUGGCCAGUCAGGGGAGUACAACUACCUGGUGGAUUGGCUGCAAGGAAGUUCGGAGAAAGUCCAGCAGAUGCUGGACCAGACUGCAAGCUUUGCCCCGCGCACCGCUGAGGCAAUGAGCGAGCUCGCCUUCCGUUGCACUCGCCUUCCGAGUACGGAGCGGCCUUUGUUUAAGCAGCUGGUCGAGGAGCUGCGCAAGUUGCUCUCUGCCUUAGCGGAAGUUGGGCGCCCGACGGAGGUCGUUUCGACACCCGCGGUUGCCGCAUCUCCGCCGAGCUCGGAGUUGACGCAGGCUUUCGCCAAAGGCACUGCUGUGGAGGCGCCCUUUCGCGGGGGACCGCUAUGGUUCCAAGGAUGGGUCGUGAACCACAAGCAGAACGGCAUUGCUGUGGUGCGAUACAACGACGGCCGGCCACCUAGUGCUUGGUGCCAGGAAGAAGACGUGCCUUUCGCCAGCCUUCGCGGGGCUCCCGGCGCUUCCUAUGUGGCGCCGACGCCGGCAGUGGCCGAGAUAGGGCAUCCGCAGCUUGGAGGAGUUAAGGUAUGCCGAGGGGGUCGCCUUGAGCGCGUUGCCGGAAGUGUCAAGUCCUCAGAGGAGAACAUUGUGAUUGGGCAGGUCAACAUUGUGAUUUGGGCUUUCGAAGUGAGACGUUCGUGGUUUCAGGUUUGCAGAUGCCAUGACUAUUUCUUUUCGCUCUAUUCGGCGCAGCUGAUCUGGAAAGACGUGCAGACGAGGGUGUCUCGGAAGCACUUCAAGCUCUCCUGCCGCAUCUUGUCUUUGGGGGACGGCCGCAGCCAACCCGCCUGGUUCGUGAGCUGCUUGUCCCGAAAUGGGCUCCUGGUGAACGGAAGUUAUGUGGGACCUGAUGCGGAGCAGCGGAUCGAGCACGGUGCUCAACUGGGGCUUGGUGUUGAAACUCUUGCGCCUAGCAAGUCGCAGCCCGCGAGUAUGGCGUCUGUGGCCACAGCGGCAGCAUGGCGGCCUCCGGCUGUGAAGCCUUUCUUAGUCUUCGAACUGGAGGUGCUAGACCAGACACAGAGGGCAGAUCCCAAGACGAUCAUGCCGGUG
Messenger RNA from Symbiodinium necroappetens, 1809 nucleotides. Lineage: Eukaryota; Dinophyceae; Suessiales; Symbiodiniaceae. The record is from the annotation of a GenBank genome assembly.